AGUACGCCGACGACAACGCCACCUCCGAUUAGAACACGGUACCCAAUUGGCGACACUUACUGUAUGUUGUACGCACCAUGUGAACAAAUCUGCAUUGAUCUUGGUGGGUCGAGUUACAGAUGCGAGUGUGAACCAGGGUUUGAACUACAAACCGAUGGCAAACAUUGUAGAAGUACGCCGACUACAACGCCACCUCCGUUUAGAACACGGUACCCAAUUGGCGACACCUACUGUAUGUUGUUUGCACCAUGUGAACAAAUCUGCAUUGAUCUGCGUGGUGGCUCGAGUUACAGAUGUGAGUGUGAACCAGGGUUUGAACUACAAACCGAUGGCAAAAAUUGUAGAAGUACGCCGACGACAACGCCACCUCCGAUUAGAACACGGUACCCAAUUGGCGACACAUAUUGUAUGUUGUUCGCACCAUGUGAACAGAUCUGCAUUGAUCUUGGUGGGUCGAGUUACAGAUGUGAUUGUGAACCAGGGUUUGAACUACAAACUGAUGGCACCACCUGUCGAGGUACGCCAACGACAACGCCACCUAUAACUAGACCUACAACUCGGUAUCCGAUUGGCGACACCUAUUGUAUGUUGUUCGCACCAUGUGAACAAAUCUGCAUUGAUCUAGAUGGUGGGUCGAGUUACAGAUGCGACUGUGAGCUUGGAUUCAAACUGCAGUCUGAUGGUUCUACUUGUAGAGCAAGUGCGAUGAACGCAGAGCGGACUAAAUCGAUCGUUGAACGCUUGCCUUUGGCGAAGGGUGUGGAAUGCAAAGCAGACCAGUUUAGAUGCGUCUCGGAUGACUGCAUUCCCACCACCUGGCGAUGCGACGGACAUCAGGACUGCGUCGAUGCGUCGGACGAGCUUAACUGCACAGAAACAUGUCCGCCCAACAUGUGGUUGUGCCACAACGGUGAGCACUGCAUUCCGAUACCAUGGCUCUGCGACGGAGAGUCGGACUGUAUUGACGAUUCGGAUGAAGCAAAUUGCUGCAAAGAAUCAAGCGAUACAGGGGGAGCCGAGAUAGCGAGAGACGAGGACACGGCGGGGACACAUGACGUCACGGGCCAUCGCGAAAAGGAACCGACCGGAGAGCAACGAACAGAGUUCCGCGAUUCGCAAACCGAGACUCGAACUAGACAGUGACAAGGUGUUUCGGCACUGAGAUAGACCGAACCGUCGGCAACGACCGUUUCUCUGGAAAUCACGGACUUGACUACAGUACAGGCGAUCACGUGCGCGACACGUGCCUGGAGAGAUUCACACAAGCGCAUGCGCGAAAUACCGACCAGACUAUAUCAUACUACCAGAGGUGAAUAGUGACAAAAUUGUGACAAAAUAAAUUGUGAUACAAUAAUGAUAAAUAAUGAUAAAUUUGUCUCCCCAACACCGUACGGGGAAGAAUUGGCUUCCCACAUUCUGAUGCAACCAUGGGGUAGGGUGUAGCACUCUCUAAAGUCCACCCACAUGUGAGAGGUGGGCUCCACGGCCUGAUUUAACUACGGGAGAAGGUUAACGCAUCCUAUAUUCUAACGUAACGACAACAGGGGGCUGGAAUUCGGAUACACACGCACAUACCAGCGUUAAGCUGCGUUUACACUAUCAACUUUUUUGUUGAAUGAGUUGUGAAACUUGUCAACUAAUCGACCGAAAGUUGGCAGUGUAAACGCAAAGGUUUAGCGCCCAACUAGCCUAGUGUUAUUGUAAAACCAGCUUUACAUUUAACCCGACACGCUGGCGCAUGCGUGGUCGCUUCCUGGUCGUGUGUUAGCUAGUGGUCGCCUGACUGACUCAAACUAACUAUUAAUUAAUCGAUAAAUUAAAUCAUUAUAAGCGUAAAAGCUAUAAAUUUUAAAAUAUACAGUCUAUAAUAACAACUAGGAAAAUAUAACCAUAAAUGAUUUAACGUUGACAUCUAUAGGUAUUGAGCUACAUAGAAUAUUUUUAGAGUAACGUAUAGAUAUUGGAAGAAUAAAAACAUGUAUCUAUGAAA
Priapulus caudatus is the source of this 1990-nucleotide messenger RNA. RefSeq names its product low-density lipoprotein receptor-related protein 1B-like. The transcript is spliced from 7 exons. Gene Ontology annotation, cellular component: plasma membrane. The coding region runs from base 64 to 1143 and encodes 359 amino acids. Gene Ontology annotation, molecular function: calcium ion binding; protein binding. The record is from RefSeq and is a predicted model, not a curated record. Lineage: Eukaryota; Metazoa; Priapulida; Priapulimorpha; Priapulimorphida; Priapulidae.